Galeopterus variegatus (Sunda flying lemur) is the source of this 609-nucleotide messenger RNA. RefSeq names its product cystatin-9-like. Gene Ontology annotation, molecular function: cysteine-type endopeptidase inhibitor activity. The record is from RefSeq and is a predicted model, not a curated record. NCBI's taxonomy places the organism in Eukaryota, Metazoa, Chordata, Mammalia, Dermoptera, Cynocephalidae. Gene Ontology annotation, biological process: antimicrobial humoral response.
AUGACGAACGUGCAAGUUCCCAAUGUACCCGCAGUAGAGAUAAAGAAAGAAGCCGCCAGUGCAGAACUCCUGACCAACGCGUGCCACUUCUCAGUCUCCAAGGCCAGGGCACCCCCAGCUCCCUGUGGUCCUGGGAAAACUCAAGUGAAUUCAUCAGGCUUCCAGCUCCUGGUGACUCAGUCCUGGCGUUCCCAAGAGCAGGAGGACGGUGAUGAGCAGGUCCUGUCUGCUUACCUCCCUGCCACGGUGGAGUUCGCUGUGCACACAUUCAAUCUGCAGAGCGAAGACAACGCUGCCUACAGGCUGGAGCGCGUCCUGAGUGCCUGGAGGGAGAAGGAUUAUUCCAAGCUGGUGUUCUCCAUGAACCUGCUGCUUCAUCAGACCAGGUGUGGGAAAUUUCAGGAAGACAUCGACAAUUGCCCCUUUCACCAAAGCCCAGAGCUGGACAAGGUGAGACAGGACACCAGACCUCAUGUACACAGCUGUGGAUGCUCCUGUGUGUGGACAGGAAGAAUCCUGUUCUUCAUCUGCUUCUUCACCGUGGACGCCGUGCCCUGGGAAACACAGUUCAAACUCCUGAACAGGACCUGCUCGGAGGGGUUCCCCUGA